Molecule: messenger RNA, 5283 nt
Organism: Grus americana (Whooping crane)
Lineage: Eukaryota; Metazoa; Chordata; Aves; Gruiformes; Gruidae
Gene: PACRG
Product: parkin coregulated
Exons: 6
Coding region: 264-1028 (254 amino acids)
Cellular component (GO): neuron projection; vesicle; cytosol
Molecular function (GO): Hsp90 protein binding; Hsp70 protein binding
Source: RefSeq, a predicted model, not a curated record
CCUGCGAGCUGCGCGUGCCGGGGGUUUGUCGUUGGGGUGUUUUUGCUUCUUUACCUCCUGCUUCCCCCGCGCACGUGACACCCCCCCCGCAGGCAAGGCGGCGGGUUGUUGACGCGUUGCCUAGUGACGGGCGCGAGGCCGGAGACGCGUGCUAGCUCCAGCCAGUGCCCGCCCCGCCCCUAACGGACCCCGCUGAGGGACCCCGGCGGGUGGUGCAAGGGUCGGUAUUUUGCUUCUUGUCCGUCGCAGACGCUGGUGGGGAGAUGGUAGUGGAGAAAGUGGCCUCAAGCCCCUCAAAGCCCGUAGGUGACAGAUGCCCCCAGCAGCAGGAGCCACUGGGGCACGUGAAGAAAAGCAAGCAGCAGGUCUCCGACGGAUUCACUGUUAAAGCCAUGAUGAAAAACACUGUGGUAAGAGGACCCCCACUUGCGGGAGCAUUUAAAGAAAGACCAACAAAGCCCACAGCAUUUCGCAAAUUUUAUGAGCGAGGAGACUUCCCAAUUGCCCUUGAGCAUGAUACUAAAGGAAACAAAAUCGCCUGGAAGGUAGAGAUUGAAAAGCUGGACUAUCAUUACUAUCUGCCUUUGUUUUUUGAUGGGCUUUGUGAGAUGACAUUUCCAUAUGAGUUUUUUGCUCGUCAAGGAAUCCAUGAUAUGCUGGAACAUGGUGGAAACAAGACUCUUCCUGUCAUUCCUCAGCUCAUUAUCCCAAUAAAAAAUGCACUGAGCCUUCGUAACCGGCAGGUCAUCUGCAUCACGCUGAAAGUCCUCCAGCACCUGGUGGUCUCAGCUGACAUGGUGGGGGAGGCCUUGGUGCCCUAUUAUCGGCAAAUCCUCCCAGUCCUAAACAUCUUUAAGAAUAUGAAUGUUAAUUCAGGCGAUGGGAUAGACUACAGCCAGCAGAAGCGUGAAAAUAUUGGAGAUCUGAUUCAAGAGACACUGGAAGCCUUUGAACGCUACGGUGGAGAAACUGCUUAUAUAAACAUUAAAUACAUGAUCCCUACUUAUCAGUCAUGCAUAUUAAACUGAGUUGUAUCAAAUGGGAUGAUUCCAUUUGUGUUCUAAAAAAACUGUAUCUGACUCUGUAUGGUAUCUUGUUAGUCAUGCUUUUUUUCUCUACAGCUGCUAAAAUAGUGGCUUCUGGGGCAUUAGAGUGUUAGCACUAUUGUGAACAAGGCUUUCCAAUACAUAAAUAGUGCCUGUUCCUUUGAUUACAAUGGUGUACUGUGCUUGUUUGUUCCCUGAAAGAAUCGCUCCUUUAUAACAGAGCUGACUCGAGCAGGAAUCAGAGUUAAACCUUCACUUGUAUAGACAAUAAAACUAUAAUUUUCAUACGCAAUUCAGCAAUUGCUGUUCUGUGUCCGCCUGCCCUGAGGGUGAUGUCAGAGGCUGUAACAAGAAGAGUUUAUGCUGACUGCUUAAUAGGUGUUUGUCAUGGAAGAGAAACACCAGUUCAGCAAUGCCUCUCUAGCAGCUGUGCCGACUUAUGUGCACUGACAUACAAUAGAACUGUUGAAUGUAUAUACCAAUUACAGCGGGAGAAUUUAUAUGGUCCAUUAUAAAGCACUGUCAUUAAAUUAAUUCAUGUUUCUUAUACGCUCCUGAUCUCAGCUUCCAGGUGUUUACCUUUGCAUGGAACUUGGGUUCCUCUUGGCGAACAUCAAGCACAACCACAGUUUUGAAGAAAAGAAGCCCAGACAAAACUUCAAUAAAUCAGACGGAAGAUAGAGCGUACAUAAUGUAUCAGUCCCUAACGACACUGUUAAUCUGGGUAAACACAGAAUAUACACAUAUAUUUUUAAAGGGCACUGGGUAAUUUUUGUAACUGCGAGGUUGCUAGUGCUUUUCUGCUGUUAUUAUUAUGGUAUAUAUGUAUACAAACAAUGUAACUAUUGUUACAGGAAUCCCUUACAAUUUCCUAUUCAGUUAGUUUCUCCCUGUAUACCCACAACACAGAAUUGAUAUAAUCAUGGAUUUAAGCAAGGCUAUUGAGAUUGACUUUAUUGCUUUUUAAGCAUUUCUAUGGAAUAAGCCUUCAAAAAAUAAAACAAGUUUUACAAUUCUCAAGGACAACCAUUUAAAAAUAUCGAGUCAGCUCAAAACAAAUCAGGAGAUGGGAGCUUUGCCUAAAAAGCAUGAGAUUUUUGAAAGUACAGACUUUGGGCUCAUUUUGUUUUUAUUCUGGUUUCUGGAAGCUCUUAAAAUAUACGCAAGUUGCACUUUCAAGUGUUUCUCUGUAACUGUUAGAGCUCGAAAUGCACUCUUUGGUGUUAGACACAUGAGACUUUUUCCAAGCGCUUAUCCACAUCCACACUGACACCCUACAAGGCUUGCCUGUGCGAAAGACAGCCCCUCCGCUGCCCUGCUCUCUUGGGUGCAUACUGGAAGCAUGGGGAGCACCUUCCCACCGGCUGAAACUUUGAGCUGGAUCUGUCGUUAGACUGACAUUAGAGUUGCCACCUUCUGUUCUGUGGGAUCUUCAGCCUGAGGAUUUUUUUUUCCUUUACUUUCUUCUCUUUCCUGUAAUUGGACAAAAGUUAAGAGGAAGGUUUUUACUCUUCCUGCUUCUUUGAGGAACUGCAGCAUCAAGUGAUGCCACCGGCCACAAGUGCUCACCAGUCCCCGGUUUAGGCAUGGCUGCUGCAUGUGUGCCUUUUUCCCAGGCUCUGGAGACCUUUCUUUUCUAUUUGUUUUUUGGUUCUUUCUGAGUCUUCUUUUAUGCAUUGCCAGGGCUUCCCUCAAGUCCUCAGAGUUUAGGCAGUGUCUAUCCUGUGACUAACACACACUUGUGAUGGAUGAGCAGAUGAGCUCACAUCUAGGGUAUCUGUAAAUCUUUCACCUCCUGGGCAGAAAAGGAAGGUGAAGCCUGGCUAUCGGCCCAUGUCUUGGGAAACUCAAGAGCUUCAUAUUCAAACCUUGCAGCACAGAGUCCAGCAGGAUACUGCAGGGGGGCUAAGGCCAUCUUCUCUUCCAAAAAUGCCUUUCUACACAGCCACCCAGGCACUAUCAGCACAGCCUUUGGUUACAGUUUCUCCCUCUGUUUCCCCUCAGCAGACCCCUGUCCUGCACUGACCCUGGCACCAAGGAGCAAUGCUUUUUCAUUUACUGGCACCUAUGGGUUUGGUUAUUGUGGCAUUGCAGGUUUCCUGUAAGGAGAAAGUGUGCUGGAGGACUGCCGCUCCAAGGGAGCCGAGUUAUUCAGCUCAGAAACAAAUCAGGCCCUUCGUAAAAGGAAAAAUCCCAGGCCACCUUUCACUCCUUAGCUAUUUGUAUUCUGUCCUUAAGAGAAAGCCCAGUACCGCUCUUUGCCUGAGAUCAAAAACUGCCUCAAUAGCUGGCUUCAGUUCCCCCGCCGCUGGGCGCCAGCCACAGAGCUGCUGGCAGAAGGGACAGUGCAGGAAAGGGCUCUCGGUCCCGGGGAUUCCCCCAUCCCGUCACCCCCUGCAUCCCAGCAGCGCUGCUGAGGAUGAGACGAAGUUGCAGGCUCCUCACCAGCUUUGUAACUCUAUUCCCUGACUCGCUCUUUUUGCAUCCCCUCCUCUUUAGCUCAACUAGGACAAGACUACUGACUGACACAGAGACACCAUGGAAAAUGGGUACUUCGUGCAACUGCAGACUUGCCCAGACCUGAUCCCCUCAGCUCUGUGCUCGCUCUUGAAGAUUUCUUUCACAAAAUGUUGCUUCAGCAAGGGGUGACCUUAUUGCAAACCAUAAGGGCACUAGAGGUCAUGCCCAUUCACGUCAGGAAAAAUAGGUUUUUCAAGCAAAGUGCUUUCACUUGCAUGUUCAGGAUGGGAACAUUAGCCUCUAUCAUACUAUUUCUAUGAGUGGGUCAUUGCUUUAAAAGUGAACAUUCUCCCAUAACCUUAUUAAUCCUAGGAGUUGGACUGAUAAAAAGAAGCAUGAUGAAAACCACAGGCUGGUAAUUUAGGAACACUGAGAAUAAAACAAUUUUAAGAUGUCAUUUUACUAAGUCAAACUGUAGGCCUGCCAACCUUGACAGCGUCCCUUUAAGCAUGAUCAGCAGCAUAUUUAUAGGCAAUUACAGCACAGCUCAGAGCACUUUGUAAAGCACAAGAUCAAGGACCCAGGUGCUUAAGCAUAUGAGUAAUACUUUGUCAUUCAAUACACUGCUUAGCUAUUUUACUAUGCUCAAAAAAUGGAAUUGUGGUUAAAAAAUAGUACCUGCCUCUCUUUUUGCCAGAUCAUAUAAUUGUGGUCACUGACACUAGGGACAAGCCAAUCAACAGUUUCUAAUUGCAUCAAUUAAAAGGCACUCAGGGCAGGUGUUUCAAGGGGUAUAAAUUAAAGGUAUCCUGACUAUAUAGAAUUGGUGUGGUUUGUGCCUUGCUCUGAGGGUUGCUGCUUUCUAGCCACUGCAAGGUAAGUAGCAUCAGUAAAGGAUGGUUAAGUUGUAAGUGCUGCUUUUUUGAGACUACAUGUUUAAGAUGUCGCCGGCUUAUCUUGAAAAACAGGUUGGCUGGGCGUUGUUUAGCUUGAAGAAUAAAAAGCAUAUGCUAACAUUAGAAAAAAUAAUCUACCUGUGGCCUUUGUCUUGCAUAAUCAUCAAAACAGAAAUCAAGUGGGAUCUUUUUAAUGAUUCCUCCCUAAAGCUGUAUAAGGAAACUUGGUAACAGGUGUCAGAGUUUUGGGACCUCUGUCAUUUUGUGGGGGAUAUAAAGGAGCCACUGUGCAAGCUGUUGAGCCACCAAAUGGUAGAACUUGUCUGUGUGAAGCUGAGCAGGGACAGAGCUGGCUGCAGCUCCUGCCUGGCUAUGGCUGCCCUGGGCUCCUGCGGAGCGGCAGAGCCUGGCAGAGGACCGGGCAAGUGGCCGCCAGUACUGGCGGUGGGGAGCUGGAGCCAGGCUUCUCACUGGUGGCUUUCCAGUGUUUCAAAGAAACGGAGCUGACAAAAGGAGUUUGAAAAAGGCCUCCUAGGAGUCAAAUACAAAAGGGCUAUGGGAAGCCGUAAGCGGGAGGGAAGGUAUGGGACCCUGGCUGAGGAGGGUGUUUGUGUGUUGAGUGUGGGGAGGUGUAGCUGCAGCCAAGCAGGGCAAAAAUAAAAAGCUAAAGCAGACACUAUGUGCUUUCCUAAUCCUGUCUGGAGACCCUCUGACUUCCAGAAAAGCAUUCUCUGGUCUGAGGGGCUCUGCAGGCAGUGGGGCAGUUCACAUUUUUCCACUCAUCUGUAACAUCCUGUGUUUUCUGCUUUAAAUAAAAGCAGGGGUGUUUGCAGGAACUCUGUACAAAGCCUGUCUGCUUGCAACAGCUCGGAGCUGCUUUG